This is a messenger RNA of Tarenaya hassleriana, 4821 nucleotides long. Its product is annotated as probable phospholipid-transporting ATPase 4. Gene Ontology annotation, molecular function: ATP hydrolysis activity; ATPase-coupled intramembrane lipid carrier activity; ATP binding. The record is from RefSeq and is a predicted model, not a curated record. The coding region runs from base 768 to 4469 and encodes 1233 amino acids. Gene Ontology annotation, cellular component: plasma membrane. The transcript is spliced from 11 exons. Gene Ontology annotation, biological process: phospholipid translocation. Lineage: Eukaryota; Viridiplantae; Streptophyta; Magnoliopsida; Brassicales; Cleomaceae.
CUUCAAUCGAUGGGUUUCAUUUUCUGCGUGGCUCACACGUUGAAAAUGAAUGCAGGUUCGGUAUAGGUAGAUACGGUAGAUAAUUUGAGAGACCGUAUGUGAAAUCUAAUUAGCAUUAAACCCUUUUGUAAACAAAGUAAAUUAUUUCUUAAUUUCGCUGUUAAUUGAAGAUUAAUGAGAGAUUAGUGUUGAAGAGAGAGAAAGGCGAAAGAAGAAGAAGAAGAAGAAACAGACGCGAAAGUUCCUGCACUUGUUCAGAUUUCCAGUCCUGAGAGAGAAAAGCGAGUGAAAUCGGAGAGAAAUUAGUACAUCGCUCUCUCUCUCUCUAAAACCCUGUUUCCCCCCUCUUUUUUGGUUUCUCUGAGGAUUCAGGAGGAAGAAGUACAAAACUUGAGCGAGAAGGAGAGAGAAAGUUGCUUCUUUUUCGUCUUCUGCCGCUUGAUCUGACAUUGUUGACUACUCCUGGUCUCGGAAUCAGCUUCUUGCUGAAAAGGGUUUCUGUUAGUUCGUCCUAUCAUCGCGAAAACAGAGGCUGUGGUUCUGGGUUUGUCUCCUGAUUUGCUGUUUCCUCCGGCCAAUCUGGUUUCUUACCACUUGUUUGGUUGCGCCGUAACGGACAAUUGCUGAACAUAAAGAGCACCGUUGAAAUCCUUGGUGAGGAAGAGUCCUUGUAAUAAGUGAUGGCUAUACUACAGAUCUUGUUCAAGAAAGUAUUGGGUUUCUGUUAAUGUUCAUAUUGCAUUGCCCUUGAGUUGAAAGUUUGGGAAAUGGCAAGAGGUAGGAGGAGGUCGAAGCUAAGGCUGAGCCAUCUUUACACUUUUGGAUGUCUUAGGCCGAGCGCCGUUGAGGGUGAAGAACCUCAUCCUUUACAAGGUCCGGGGUUCAGCCGAGUGGUGAAUUGCAAUCAGCCUAAUCUGCAUAAGAAGAAACCUUUAAGAUAUCGUUCUAAUUAUGUCUCCACGACGAGGUAUAAUUUGAUCACUUUCUUUCCAAAGUCCCUUUAUGAGCAAUUCCACCGAGCUGCCAAUUUCUACUUCCUGGUAGCUGCCAUUCUCUCGGUGUUUCCUCUCUCGCCCUUCAACAAAUGGAGCAUGAUUGCCCCUUUGGUGUUCGUUGUGGGGCUUAGUAUGUUAAAGGAGGCUUUGGAAGAUUGGCGUAGGUUUAUGCAAGAUGUGAAGAUAAAUGCACGUAAAGUGAAUGUUCAUAAAGGCGAUGGUGUUUUUCGUCGUAGAAAGUGGAAGAAGGUUAGGGUUGGUGACAUUGUGAAAGUGGAGAAGGAUGAGUUCUUCCCCGCCGAUUUGCUUCUAUUGUCAUCGAGUUACGAGGACGGGAUUUGCUACGUUGAGACUAUGAACUUGGAUGGCGAGACAAACCUGAAAGUGAAAAGGUCGUUGGAAGUAACCUUGCCUCAAGAUGACGAUGAAUCUUUCAAGAAUUUCAGGGCAACGAUAAGAUGUGAAGAUCCAAACCCCAAUCUCUACACCUUUGUCGGUAACCUAGAAUAUGAACGGCAGAUCUUUUCUCUGGAUCCGAUUCAGAUUCUCUUAAGAGAUUCAAAGCUUAGGAAUACAGCCUAUGUUUAUGGAGUUGUGGUAUUCACAGGUCAUGAUACUAAAGUCAUGCAGAAUUCAACGAGGUCACCUUCGAAAAGGAGCAGAAUCGAGAGGACAAUGGACUAUAUCAUCUACACUCUUCUUGUCCUACUCAUUCUGAUCUCUUGUGUCAGUUCAUCGGGAUUUGCUUGGGAGACAAAAUUUCACAUGUCAAACUGGUGGUAUUUACGUCCUGAUGAGCCGGAGAACUUAACCAAUCCAAGCAAUCCUAUUUACGCUGGCGUUGUCCAUCUGAUCACUGCCCUUCUGCUUUACGGAUAUUUGAUACCCAUCUCUCUCUAUGUUUCGAUCGAGGUUGUAAAGGUCUUGCAAGCAACUUUCAUCAAUCAAGACCUGCACAUGUAUGAUAAUGAAAGUGGAGUCCCUGCACAAGCACGUACAUCGAAUUUGAACGAAGAGCUAGGACAGGUGCAUACCAUCCUUUCAGACAAGACAGGAACUUUGACAUGUAACCAGAUGGAUUUUCUGAAGUGCUCUAUUGCUGGUACUUCCUAUGGCGUGCGUUCCAGCGAAGUCGAACUUGCUGCUGCGAAGCAGAUGGCUAUUGACCUCGAAGAGCAGGGUGGAGAAAUAUCAAGUACUCCAAGGGCUCAAACUAAAGCGUACGAUUCAUGGGACAGCAGCCGGGGAAGACAAGAAAUUGAGAUGGAGAGUGGCAUAAAUCACGAAGGCGAUAAUAAUCCAAGAACUCCUAUAAAGGGGUUUAGUUUUGAGGACGUAAGACUCAUGAAUGGGAAUUGGUUUAGGGAACCGCAAGUAAGUGAUAUUUUGAUGUUCUUUCGGAUAUUAGCUAUUUGCCAUACGGCCAUUCCUGAGUUGCAUGAGGAGACUGGCAAGUAUACCUACGAAGCAGAGUCACCUGAUGAAGCUGCUUUUCUUGUUGCUGCAAGAGAGUUUGGUUUCGAGUUCUUCAAGAGAACCCAAUCGAGCGUUUUUGUUCACGAAAGGUACUCUUCUUCCGGGCAAACAAUCGAAAGGGAGUAUAAAGUUUUAAACUUGUUGGACUUUACUAGCAAAAGAAAGCGAAUGUCUGUGAUUGUACGUGACGAGGAUCAGCAGAUUCUUCUACUAUGCAAAGGAGCUGACAGCAUCAUCUUUGACCGGUUAGCGAAAAAUGGGCGGACAUACUUGACACCUACCGCUAAGCAUUUAAAUGAAUAUGGAGAAGCUGGGCUACGUACACUGGCACUUGCUUACAGAAAGAUCGAUGAGGAUGAAUAUUCAGCUUGGAACGCUGAGUUUCUUAAAGCCAAAACUUCAAUAGUUUCUGAUAGAGAUGCACUGCUUGAAAGGGUAUCCGAUACGAUCGAAAGAGAGCUCAUCCUUGUCGGUGCUACUGCUGUUGAGGACAAACUGCAGAAAGGAGUUCCACAAUGCAUAGAUAAGCUUGCUCAAGCGGGUCUCAAAUUAUGGGUUUUGACAGGGGACAAGAUGGAAACCGCCAUCAACAUCGGAUUCGCGUGUAGUUUACUCCGGCAAGGCAUGAAACAGAUCUGCAUAACAAGCAUGAAUUCAGAUGGAGGAUCCCAAGAUUCCAAUGGGGCCAUUAAGGAGAAUAUCUUGAAUCAAAUCACGAAUGCUUUACAAAUGGUCAAGCUGGAGAAGGAUCCACAUGCUGCCUUUGCUUUAAUCAUUGAUGGGAAAACUCUAACUUAUGCUUUGGAGGAUGAUAUGAAGUAUCAGUUCCUUGCAUUGGCAGUAGAUUGUGCAUCAGUCAUUUGCUGUCGUGUCUCUCCCAAGCAGAAGGCCUUGGUAACAAGGUUGGUAAAAGAGGGAACUCAGAAAACAACAUUAGCAAUCGGUGAUGGUGCAAAUGAUGUUGGAAUGAUUCAGGAAGCUGACAUUGGUGUAGGCAUUAGUGGGGUGGAAGGUAUGCAGGCUGUUAUGGCUAGUGAUUUUUCUAUUGCACAGUUCCGGUUUCUGGAAAGACUCCUCGUCGUCCAUGGACACUGGUGCUACAAAAGAAUCGCUCAAAUGAUUUGCUACUUCUUCUACAAAAACAUAGCAUUUGGUCUCACUCUCUUCUACUUUGAAGCAUUUACUGGAUUUUCUGGCCAAUCAGUAUAUAAUGACUACUACCUGUUACUCUUCAACGUUGUCCUUACCUCGCUGCCAGUGAUUGCGCUUGGAGUCUUUGAACAAGACGUUUCCUCCGAGAUCUGCUUGCAGUUUCCAGCAUUAUACCAACAAGGGACAAAAAACUUGUUCUUUGACUGGUAUCGAAUACUGGGGUGGAUGGGCAAUGGUGUUUAUUCCUCUCUUGUCAUAUUCUUCCUCAACAUUGGAAUUAUUUAUGAACAAGCUUUCAGAGCCGGUGGCCAGACAGCUGACAUGGAUGCUGUCGGUACAACCAUGUUUACUUGCAUCAUAUGGGCCGUGAACGUGCAAAUUGCUCUAACGAUGAGCCAUUUCACUUGGAUCCAACACGUCUUAAUCUGGGGAAGCAUCGGUUUGUGGUAUCUGUUCGUUGCUUUAUACGGGAUGAUGCCACCGAGUCUUUCUGGAAACAUCUAUAGGAUUCUUGCUGAAGUUCUUGCUCCUGCGCCCAUAUAUUGGUCAGCCACAUUGUUAGUCACAGUGGCAACUGUUCUUCCAUACUUCACUCACAUAUCUUUCCAGAGAUUCUUGAACCCAUUGGAUCAUCAUAUCAUUCAAGAGAUCAAAUACUACAAGAGAGAUGUCGAGGAUGCAAGAAUGUGGACCCGAGAACGCACAAAAGCACGGGAGAAAACAAAGAUCGGAUUCACAGCAAGGGUUGAUGCCAAAAUCAGGCAUUUGCGGUCGAAGCUCAAUAAGAAACAGUCGAAUAUGUCUCAUUUUUCAACUCAAGAUACAAUGUCCCCGAGAUCAUUGUAGCUUCCGGCAUCUGGAUUCUUCAGAAAUCUCUCUCAAGAGUGUUCUUGGAUACUUUUCUUCAGGCUCAUCCUCUAGCUGGUUUGGACACAGAUGUUCAUCAGAGACAGAGCUUGAUGCUGUUGUGUGUACACUUGAGGAAAAGAGAAAAAAAAAAGGAAAGGGAGUUAAGGGAGAGUUGCAGUGAGCGUGUAAGAGUGGUUGAUGUUUCUCUGUUGGGGUUUUGCUGAAAAUCUUUUUUUUUUUUUAACUUUCAGACUUUGUGUCAAUAACAUACUAUACAUAGGUUUUGUGAAUAGUUAGGACAAAAUGAAACAUAAUAUACAGCAUCAACAUCAAACAUUUUUAUGUCUCA